This is a messenger RNA of Pimephales promelas (fathead minnow), 679 nucleotides long. The record is from RefSeq and is a predicted model, not a curated record. NCBI's taxonomy places the organism in Eukaryota, Metazoa, Chordata, Actinopteri, Cypriniformes, Leuciscidae.
UUCACAGAAACCGAGGCCUCGUUUGUCAUUAGACACGUCAUUUUUCACGUUAACAACACAAGCUUAGAAUCGCGGCUUCAUCUGGUACACCCAUUUUUUCUUGACACAAGCUCCGACGCCUCGGUUUAAAUGUCACAUCACUAACUGCAGCGAUAUAGAGGAAGACAAACGUAUUUAGUUCGGCGGCGAAUAUGACGGAAACUCUCGGAUUUUACGAGAAACCCGCCGUUAUAGACGAGCACGAGCACUCAGACCUGGAUGACUCUGACGAGCCGUCUCUGUUGAGGUUCAUGUGUGCCGAGAUGACCAGGGGUUACUUCCUGGAGCACAACGAGGCCAAGUACACGGAGCGGAGGGAAAGGGUGUACACCUGCAUGAGGAUCCCCAGAGAGCUGGAGAGGCUGAUGAUCUUCGGGGUCUGCCUGUGUCUGGAUGCCUUUCUGUACGUGUUCACUCUGCUGCCCCUGAGAACUCUACUGGCCUUCCUGAGGGUGCUGACGAUACCCUGCUGCGGCCUCGGGUAACACACACACACACACACACAAAACUCAUUUAUCUUCAAAAAGAUAUACUGCCAAGUGCCAAUAAAAGAUUUUUUUAAUGGUUUUAAAGUAUUAUGCUCACCAAGGCUGCAUUUAUAUGAUCAAACAUAAAAGUUGUUGAUGCAUUGUGAAUAAUA